AUGGAGACUUUAGCUAUGAAAUUCUUUAUUUCUAAUGGGAUUCAUGCUGCAGGAUUUCCAAUUAAAGCCGGGACGAUUAGGUUGUCACCAACAAUGCCAGCCACGAGCACGGCACACUUGGCACGGAGCUGCAUCGGUGACUUGACCACCCAGAAAAUUGUUUUUGAAGUUACAGUGAAAAAUACCAAAUCUCUGAAAGCAGCAGACUGGCUGAUUUGCAACUCAUCUUAUGAGCUAGAGCCUGAAGCUUUUACCCUGUUUCCAAACAUCUUACCAAUAGGUCCACUUUUGGCAAGCAAUCGGCUUGGAAACUCAGCAGGCUCUUUCUGGCCAGAAGACUCAACCUGCCUGAAAUGGCUUGAUCAACAGCCACCCAGGUCAGUCAUCUAUGUUGCAUUUGGGAGCUUCACAGUCUUUGACCACAAUCAGUUCCAAGAACUGGCUCUGGGACUUGAACUCACCAACAGGCCAUUCCUAUGGGUUGCGAGGCCAGAUUUAAACAGAACAUCUAUGUGA
Messenger RNA from Cornus florida, 516 nucleotides. Its product is annotated as UDP-glycosyltransferase 83A1-like. The transcript has a single exon. The record is from RefSeq and is a predicted model, not a curated record. The coding region runs from base 1 to 516 and encodes 171 amino acids. NCBI's taxonomy places the organism in Eukaryota, Viridiplantae, Streptophyta, Magnoliopsida, Cornales, Cornaceae.